AUGCAUGAAGAAAGCACCAUUUUGGUGUUGAUUCUGCUCAUCUCUCCAGGUGUUUCUGACCCAGAGUGGAAAGUGACCUUAACGCCAAACAAAUGUGUCCCUCUCAAUUCAUCAGUUGAUAUUGGAUGCUCCUACAAAUACCUCCAAGGUUAUACACCUGUACAUACUUAUUGGAUUGUAAAUGACACUGAGCCAUGGAAGAAUUUCAGUAAUGUAGAUAAGAUAGACAGAUUGGAAUAUCUGGGGGACAAAGAGAAAAACUGCACUCUGAGAAUUACAGAUGUGAGAGACAGUGAUACAGGAGCGUAUAAGUUUAGGUUUGAAACAGAUAAAUCAAACGGAAAAUGGACUAGUAAAUCAGCAUUCACUCUGUCUGUCACAGCUCUGCAGGUAGAGACAGUAACAGAGGGACAGAGUGUGACUCUGACCUGCCGCUCCUCAUGUCCUCCUAACACCAACCCCACCUACAUCUGGUACAAGAACAGACAACCUGUGACCAUCCAACCCAGAAGCAACACACUGACUCUGAGCUCAGUGAUGAGGAGCACUGACUCAGGCAGCUAUUCCUGUGCUGUACAGGGGCAUGAGAAUGAUCAGUCACCUGCAAAGACCCUGGUUGUCCAGUACCCUCCAAAGAAAACCUCUGCAUCGAUCAGCCCAGCUGGUGACAUAGUUGAAGGGGAUUCAGUGACUCUGACCUGCAGCAGUGAUGCCAACCCACCUGUGCACACCUACACCUGGUACAAGACCACCCAGGGUGAAAAUGCCAUCGGAUCGGGACAGACCUAUAACUUCAAUAAGAUAAGCUCAGAGCACACUGGACAAUACUAUUGUACAGGGAGAAACACAAUUGGAUUCAGAAAAUCUCUGCCACUUAAUGUGACUGUUUACUACUCCCCAAAGAACACACUUGUGUCAGUCAAGCCCACUGCAAUCACAACGGAAGGGGAUUCAGUGACUUUAACCUGCAUCAGUGAUGCCAACCCACCAGUUAUGACCUACACUUGGUAUAAGGUCAACAAAGGUGGAACUCCCGUUGGUUCAGGACAAACCCACACGAUUGUCCAAAUAACCACAGAGGACACUGGGCAAUACUAUUGUAGAGUGAAUAACUCAGUUGGCUUUAAUAAUUCUACAAUGGUGUCUAUUGAUGUAUUUUACUCCCCAAAGAACACACUGGCGUCAAUCAGCCCUCCUGGUGACAUAGUUGAAGGGGAUUCAGUGACUCUGACCUGCAGCAGUGAUGCCAACCCACCGGUAGACACUUACACCUGGUACAAGACCACCAAGGGUGGAAAUGAAUUAGGAUCAGGACAGACCUACAACUUCAACAAUAUAAGCUCAGAGCACACUGGACAAUACUACUGUAGAGGGACAAACAGAAUUGGAUACAGUGACUCUCUGCCACUUAAUUUAACUGUUUUCUAUUCUCCAAAGAGAACUUCUGCCUCAAUCGUCCCCUCUGGUAAUGUAAAAGAAGGGGAUUCAGUGACUCUGACCUGCAGCAGUGAUGCCAACCCACCGGUAGACACUUACACCUGGUACAAGACCACCAGCAGUGAAAGUGCUGUAGGAUCAGGUCAAAACUAUGAAAUCCCCAACAUCACCACAAAUGACACUGGCCAUUACUACUGCAGAGCUGAGAACACUGUUGGAUACAGUAACUCUACACUAUUGUAUGUAAAUGUUUUCUAUCCUCCAAAGAACACACUUGUGUUAAUCAGCCCCACCGGAAGCAUAAAGGAGGGAGAUUCAGUGACUCUGACCUGCAGCAGUGAUGCCAACCCACCGGUGCACAACUACACCUGGUACAAGACCACCAAGGGUGGAACUGCCAUCGGAUCAGGACAAAACUAUGAAAUCACCAACAUCACCACAGAGGACACUGGACAUUACUACUGUAAAGUGGAAAACUCAGUUGGAUUUAAUAAUUCUACAUUUCUCUUCAUUGAUGUCCUCUACACCCCAAAGAACACUUCUGUAUCGAUCAGCCCUUCUGGUGACAUAGUUGAAGGGGACUCAGUGACUCUGACCUGCAGCAGUGAUGCCAACCCACCAGUGCACACCUACACCUGGUACAAGAUCAACAGAAUGGAAAGUAUCAGUUCAGGAAAAGAAUACAUCAUAACAAAGACAAGACAAGAUGACUCUGGCCAAUACUACUGCAGAGCUGAGAACACUGUUGGAUACAGUAACUCUACACUAUUGCAUGUAAAUGUUUUCUAUCCUCCAAAGAACACACUUGUGUUAAUCAGCCCCACCGGAAGCAUAAAGGAGGGAGAUUCAGUGACUCUGACCUGCAGCAGUGAUGCCAACCCACCGGUACACACUUACACCUGGUACAAGACCAACAAUGGUGGAACUGCCAUCGGAUCAGGACAAAACUAUGACAUCCCCAACAUCACCACAGAGGACACUGGACAUUACUACUGCAGAGUGGAAAACUCAGUUGGAUUAAAUGAUUCUACUGAGCUACCCAUUGAUGUUUUCUACCCCCCAAAGAACACAUCACUGGUGCUCAGCCCCCCCAGUAAAUCAUCAGAAGAUUCAGUCACCUUAGCCUGCAACAGUGAUGCCAAUCCACCAAUUCACACCUACACCUGGUUCAAGAAGACUGAUAGUGGACCUGCUCUUCAAGCUACAGGGAACACCAGUAGCUUAGUGUUGGUGUCUGGAGAUGAGGGCUUUUACUAUUGUGUAGCACACAAUCAGUAUGGCUCUCACUACUCUCCAGUCUUUCAAGUCACAUUUCCAGUUCCAGCUGGUCUGUAUGCUGCAGUGGGGGUUUUGCUACCUGUGGCUCUUACAGUGGUGAUUGUGCUUGUGUUUGUGUAUAAAAGAAGGAAACAACCAUCCACCGACGAUACAAACAGGACUGGAAAUGUUGUGCAGCCAAAUCAGGGAGACUCUAGCCCAAUCUACGACGACGUCGGCACGGCCCUAGUAACCUCUGGACCAAAAAGCAAGAUGGAGUCAGGAGCUGAGAAUGACAUUCAGUACGCCAGUGUCCACUUCAAGGCCAAAAAGAAGGAGGACUCCGGUCCAAUCUAUGAUGACGUCGCCACGUUAACCGUGACCUCUGACCCUGAAAACAAGAUGGAGGCAGGAGCUGAAGAUGAGGUUCAGUACGCCAGUGUCCAGUUCAAGGCCAAAAAGAAGGCGGGUUCGAACGAUAAAGAUGACCAUAAACAGAAGAUGGAGGCAGGAGCUGAAGAGGACAUUCAGUAUGCCAGUGUCCACUUCAAGGCAAAAAAGAAGCCAUGA
Messenger RNA from Engraulis encrasicolus (European anchovy), 3264 nucleotides. RefSeq names its product B-cell receptor CD22. Bases 1 to 3264 code for a protein of 1087 amino acids. The transcript has 18 exons. The record is from RefSeq and is a predicted model, not a curated record. Gene Ontology annotation, biological process: cell-cell adhesion. NCBI's taxonomy places the organism in Eukaryota, Metazoa, Chordata, Actinopteri, Clupeiformes, Engraulidae. Gene Ontology annotation, cellular component: membrane.